Cladophialophora bantiana CBS 173.52 is the source of this 1482-nucleotide messenger RNA. RefSeq lists its product as uncharacterized. Gene Ontology annotation, molecular function: transmembrane transporter activity. The record is from RefSeq and is a predicted model, not a curated record. Gene Ontology annotation, biological process: transmembrane transport. The coding region runs from base 1 to 1482 and encodes 493 amino acids. Lineage: Eukaryota; Fungi; Ascomycota; Eurotiomycetes; Chaetothyriales; Herpotrichiellaceae. The transcript is spliced from 2 exons.
AUGGUGGAAGGAAACACACAGAGCGAGGCAUGGCCGACUACUCCUGCCGGGAAGGCUGUCGAGGCUGUGGAAGCUGCAUAUGACGACCAUAAAUCCGAGUUCGCAACGCCGAAGUCGAAAUGGCAGAGAAUUAUCGAUGUGCUGACAUGGACGCCGCCAUGGUGUCGAUGGGAUCCAGAAAAGCCGCCUACAUUCUCGGUCUGGCAUAAUGUUCUUUUCGCAUUUGCGGGUGCCUUUACUGUGGGCAACUUGUACUACAACCAUCCGAUUUUGAAUAUUUUGGCUCGGGACUUCAGUGUGCCUUAUGUGACGGUGUCACGAAUCCCGACUCUGAUGCAAGCUGGCUAUGCCACCGGCUUGCUGUUCGUAUGUCCGUUGGGCGACCUGCUGAAGAGGAGGCCACUGACCUUGGGCCUGAUUGCAUUUACGGCUACCAUGUGGAUCGGACUUUGCGUGACCCCUUCAUUCACAGCCUUCUGUGCAAUCUCCUACAUUUGUGCUGUCACAACAGUCAUCCCUCAAGUAAUGCUUCCCUUGGUCGCGGAAUUGGCACCACCUCAUCGACGCGCCCUAGCCUUGAGCAUUACCACCUCUGGUAACCUCCUUGGCAUCGUGGUGGCCCGUAUUCUCUCGGGCGUUGUCACACAAUUCACGUCAUGGAGAAACGUCUACUGGAUUGCCCUUGGGUUGCAGUAUCUUAUCCUGAUUACACUCUGGCUUUUUAUGCCCGACUAUCCCUCUUCCAACCCUCAAGGAUUGAACUACUUCAAAAUGAUCGGCGGAAUCAUCUUUUUGUACAAGAAGCAUGCCGUCCUCGUCCAAGCCGGAUUGGUCAGCUUCUGUAUCUCGGCCGCAUUCACGAAUUACUGGACUACCCUUACAUUUCUCCUUGCCGACUCACCGUACAACUACUCACCUGUCGUUAUUGGAUUGUUCGCACUAAUUGGUGUGGCUGGUAUUGUGAUGGGUCCGAUCUACGCGAAAUUCAUCAUUCAACCCUUCGCACCUCUCUUUUCUUGCUUGAUCGGCUGCGCGGCCAAUCUAAUAGGGAUAACCAUCGGGACGUACACGGGGAAACAUACGGUGGCAGGACCAAUAAUUCAGGCCUUCACACUGGACAUGGGCCUACAGAUCACUCAAGUGGCAAACCGCGCCGCGAUUCACGUGAUUGAGCCAAACGGGCGGAAUCGAGUAAACACUGCCUUCAUGUUGUGUACAUUCACAGGGCAGUUGACCGGCACAUCGGCGGGGGCAAAACUGUAUGAGAGGGGUGGAUGGAUUGCGAGCGGGAGUCUGAGCGUGGCGCUGGUGGGAUUGACGUUUGUGAUUUGUGGCUUGAGAGGUCCAUAUGAAGAGGGUUGGAUAGGCUGGCAUGGAGGAUGGGAUGUGAGGAAGAAGAAUCUGGCCGAAGCGACGAGCGGACCUGUGCUGAUUACAGUGCAAAAGUCGAGCACGACUGAUGAAGAGAAGGGGGGACGGUGA